Molecule: messenger RNA, 810 nt
Organism: Cooperia oncophora
Lineage: Eukaryota; Metazoa; Nematoda; Chromadorea; Rhabditida; Trichostrongylidae
Source: the annotation of a GenBank genome assembly
AUGUGCUACAACGAGUUUCGUGACAUACAGGCGGCUAUUCACCUUUUCCAAUAUUUCUCUUACCAACCAUGUGAUAUAGGUGUCUCACCAAUACUCUGUUAUUCUUUGCGUUAUCCUAUAGCGAGCUGUAUGGUGGCAUGCGCUGCACUUCAAGUGUCGAUGGUUAUCGAGAGAGGUAUCGCAUUGUGGAAACGUCGGAAUUACGAACAUUACGGGUCGAGAGUGGGGAUCACUCUAGUCAUUGUUUCCAUAAUUAUCGGUCUUUCGACGAUACUAGUAGUGACUAGUGGUAUCACUCAAAAACAUCCAACAAGUUACUGCAUUAUAAAUGGAAUCGCAUCACCGGAAAGUAUAAUAAUUAUGAAGCUCACCAUUUGUGUAGCUGAUCUUUCGGCACUUGAUUGGAAUAGCAACGUUAUAUCUGUUGAACAAAAUCCUUUUGAAAAGUCCUAUGACCUUCAAUCAUCGUAUCAGCUUUUUGAAAAUACCAGUGUUAUAAGGAUUAUUCUACCGUUGUCCAUUUGUCAGACACUGUUUUAUGUAUCCUUCACGAUCAGUGGAACGAUAGUGUCCUUCUUAUACACGGAUCUGGACAGAAUCACUUACAUAACACUAACUUCUGCAACAUAUACAAUUCCAUACUAUACGGUGAUGUCUCCAAUACUUAUAUGGUUCACUAUACGAUGGUCACGUCAACUGAAAGAGACAAAGCUGAAAAGGCUCACCAGGCCAAUCGCUGGCGAAAAUGAUGUCUAUUUCAAGUCUUACGAGGAAAUGUUCGGAAUAAAGCCACCUGUGAGACGAUCAUAA